This is a messenger RNA of Odocoileus virginianus texanus, 2016 nucleotides long. RefSeq names its product crystallin zeta like 1 (gene CRYZL1). NCBI's taxonomy places the organism in Eukaryota, Metazoa, Chordata, Mammalia, Artiodactyla, Cervidae. Gene Ontology annotation, molecular function: oxidoreductase activity. The record is from RefSeq and is a predicted model, not a curated record.
UGAGGAAGGGUGUGGUCUUGAACAAAUUUACAUAAAGCUGAACCCGUCGGCCUCUAGGACUUCGCGCAUUGAUUGGUAGCCCCAGGCGCGUCGCCGUGGAGCCUGCCGGGAGAUGUAGUUCCGCGUUCGGUUGCUAUGGCCCUCUCCGCGCAUUGAUUGGAAGCCCCAGGCGCGUCGCCUUGGAACAUGCCGGGAGAUGUAGUUCCGCGUUCGGUUGCUAUGGCCCUCUCCGCGCAUUGAUUGGAAGCCCCAGGCGCGUCGCCUUGGAACAUGCCGGGAGAUGUAGUUCCGCGUUCGGUUGCUAUGGCGGUCUCUAGAGUGCGAGACUGACGAGCGACCUGACCAAUGGGAACAGGCCUUGGCGCUUAGGGGGCGGGUCCUCUACUGAGGGGCUCGAAGGUGGCGGAGGUGAAACUGCUGGCCGUUGGAGCCGCUCCGAGGCAGCUUGCAUCUUCCUCCACUUUCAUGGAAGCAAAAGUCUGGAAGUUCCCUUCCACCGAGACUCCCAGAUGACUAUGAAAGGCUUAUAUUUUCAACAGAGUUCUACAAGUGAAGAAGUAACAUUUGUGUUCCGAGAUAGGGAAAAUCUUCCUGUUACAGAAGAUAACUAUGUGAAACUUCAAGUUAAAGCUUGUGCUCUGAGCCAGAUAAAUACAAAGCUUCUGGCAGAAAUGAAGAUGGAGAAGGAAUUCUUUCCUGUUGGGAGAGAAGUUGCUGGAAUUGUGUUAGAUGUUGGAAGCAAGGUAUCAUUCUUUCAACCAGAUGAUGAAGUAGUGGGAAUUCUGCCCCUGGAUUCUGAAGACCCUGGACUUUGUGAAGCUGUUCGAGUCCAUGAGCAUUACUUGGUUCACAAACCAGAAAAAGUCACAUGGACAGAAGCUGCUGGAACCAUCCGGGAUGGAUUAAGAGCCUAUACAGCCCUGCAUUAUCUUUCUCAUCUCUCGCCUGGAAAAUCCGUGCUGAUAAUGGACGGAGCAGGUGCACUUGGUACAAUAGCUAUUCAGUUAGCACACCAUAGAGGAGCCAAAGUGAUUUCAACAGCAUGCAGCCUUGAAGACAAGCAGUUUCUUGAAAGGUUUAGGCCUCCUAUAGCUCGAGUGAUCGAUGUGUCUAACGGGAAAGCCCACGUGACUGACAGCUGUUUAGAAGAAACGGGUGGCCUCGGAGUGGACAUUGUCCUAGAUGCUGGAGUGAGGUUAUAUAGUAAAGAUGACGAACCAGCUGAAAAAUUACAACUACUACCACAUAAACAUGAUAUCAUCACCCUUCUUGGUGUUGGAGGCCAUUGGGUAACAACAGAAGAAAACCUGCAGCUGGAUCCUCCAGAUAGUCAUUGCCUUUUCCUCAAGGGAGCAGCAGUGGCUUUCCUUAAUGAUGAAGUUUGGAAUCUGUCAAAUGUACAACAGGGAAAGUAUCUCUGUAUUUUAAAAGACGUGAUGGAGAAGUUAUCAACUGGUGUUUUUAGACCUCAGUUGGAUGAACCCAUUCCACUAUACGAGGCAAAAGUCACCAUGGAAGUUGUUCAGAAAAAUCAAGGAAGAAAGAAGCAAGUUGUUCAGUUUUAACGUUCUCUCUCAGACCUCAGGUGGAUGAACCAGUUCCAGUAUUUGAAGCCAGAGCUUCCUUGGAAAUUGUUCAUAAAAGUCAAGGAACCUAAAAGCAAGUUUUGUGUUUUUAAGCAUAUUUUCCUGCUGAAACAAGAUGCUCAUAUUUGAAGUAUUUGAAAAGCAUCUGAAAAAAAUUAUCGUACAGGUCGAGACAGUUGUAAAAUUUAACAUCUAAAGGGAAUAUUCUGAAAGCCUUUUAAAUUAUUGUCCCUAUAUAUUUGCCUCUUAUAAAUUCUCUACAUGAAGAAAAACUGUCAUCGGAAUCCACACUAUGUCGACAAGGCUUGCUUUGUCAAAAUACCGUUAUUACUUUUCUAUUCAUCUCCUUUCUCAAUACUUACCUUCUUUAAAAAUCCUUUGUUGUCGUAAUUUAAUACUUAGACUAUAUUUCCAAGUAUGAAAGGAUCUA